UCGCCAAAUCCUAAUUUGUUUCGCGACCACCGAAAUUUCUAGAGAGAAAAAGCGAAAAGAGAGGGAAAAGAGAAAAUUUUAGAGAGAGAGAGAGAGAGUAGAAAACCUAAACCCUCGCCCCCUCGAAAUCGAAGAGCUAGGGUUUCGAGAGCCUUGCUCUACAUCGAGAAUCUCCACUGUUGCUAGGGUUUCGUGACUGAGGUUUGGUCGGCCAUGGCGGAGAAGCUUAGGGAUCUGAGCAAGCCGAUCGAUGUUCCGCUUCUUGAUGCGACGGUGGCUGCGUUUUACGGGACUGGAUCCAAAGAGGAGAGAGCAGCAGCAGACCAGAUAUUGCGGGAAUUGCAAAGCAACCCUGAUACAUGGUUGCAAGCAGUCCAUAUUCUACAAAACUCACAGAACUUGAACACUAAGUUUUUUACUCUUCAGGUAUUAGAAGGUGUUAUCAAAUAUAGAUGGAAUGCUUUGCCUGUUGAACAACGAGAUGGGAUGAAGAACUAUAUAUCUGAUAUUAUUGUACAGCUUUCAAGUGAUGAAGCCUCUUUUCGUCGGGAGAGGUUAUAUGUCAACAAGCUGAACAUUAUUUUAGUUCAGAUAUUAAAGCACGAGUGGCCAGCUAGAUGGAAAAGCUUCAUUCCUGAUCUUGUAUCAGCGGCUAAGACUAGUGAGACAAUCUGUGAAAAUUGCAUGGCUAUAUUAAAGCUCCUGAGUGAAGAAGUUUUUGAUUUCUCAAGAGGAGAGAUGACUCAGCAGAAAAUCAAAGAACUGAAACAGUCAUUAAACAGCGAGUUUCAACUUGUUCAUGAGUUGUGCUUAUAUGUGCUCUCGGCAUCUCAAAGAACAGAGCUUAUACGGGCCACAUUGGCAACUCUUCAUGCUUUCUUAUCAUGGAUUCCUCUGGGCUAUAUAUUUGAAUCGCCACUGCUGGAGACUCUCCUGAAAUUCUUUCCCGUGACAUCAUAUAGGAAUCUCACGCUCCAGUGUUUAACAGAGGUUGCUGCUCUUCAGUUUGGUGACUUUUAUAACAUGCAAUAUGUUAAAAUGUACACUAUUUUUAUGGUACAGCUGCAGACUAUUCUACCACCUGGGACAAAUAUACCCGAUGCUUAUGCAAAUGGUUCGAGUGAAGAGCAGGCAUUUAUCCAAAAUCUUGCACUGUUUUUCACUUCAUUUUAUAAGUCUCAUAUCCGCAUAUUGGAGACAACUUCUGAGAACAGAGCUGCAUUGCUAUUGGGUCUUGAAUAUUUGAUCAGUAUCUCCUAUGUUGAUGACACAGAGGUUUUCAAGGUCUGUCUGGACUAUUGGAACAUAUUAGUACUUGAGCUUUUCGAGUCUCACCACAAUUUGGAUACUCCGGCUGCAACUGCGGGAAUGAUGGGCUUUCAGAAUACGUUGGUUUCUGGGAUGGUCGAUGGCCUUGGUUCGUCGCUUCUACAACGGCGACAACUCUACGCUAUUCCAAUGUCAAAGCUAAGAAUGCUCAUGAUAUGUCGGAUGGCUAAGCCUGAAGAGGUUUUGAUUGUUGAAGAUGAAAAUGGCAACAUUGUUCGUGAAACUAUGAAAGACAAUGAUGUUCUUGUUCAGUAUAAGAUCAUGAAGGAAACGUUGAUAUACUUGGCACAUCUUGAUCAUGAAGACACUGAACAGCAGAUGUUAAAGAAGUUAAAUAAACAAUUGAGCGGGGAGGAUUGGUCCUGGAAUAACUUGAACACUUUAUGCUGGGCUAUUGGAUCGAUAUCUGGGUCUAUGCAGGAGGAUCAGGAGAACAGGUUUCUUGUGAUGGUCAUUCGUGACUUGCUGAAUCUCUGUGAAAUCACAAAAGGGAAAGACAACAAAGCGGUUAUUGCCAGUAACAUCAUGUAUGUUGUUGGACAGUAUCCAAGGUUUCUCAGGGCUCACUGGAAGUUCUUGAAAACAGUGGUUAAUAAGCUGUUUGAGUUCAUGCACGAAACACAUCCAGGAGUUCAGGAUAUGGCAUGUGAUACUUUCUUGAAAAUUGUUCAGAAAUGCAAGCGCAAAUUUGUGAUCACGCAGGUUGGUGAGAAUGAGCCGUUUGUGUCUGAACUGUUGUCUAGCCUUGCAAAUACAGUCGGAGACCUUGAACCUCACCAGAUUCAUACAUUCUAUGAGUCGGUUGGGCACAUGAUCCAAGCAGAAUCUGAAGCUACAAAGAGGGAUGAGUAUCUGAAAAGGUUAAUGGAACUUCCGAAUCAGAAAUGGGCAGAAAUUAUUGGAGAAGCCAGCCGAAGUGUUGACAUUUUGAAGCAACAAGAGGUUAUAAGAACUGUUCUUAAUAUCUUGCAGACGAACACCAGUGUUGCCAGUUCACUUGGGACAUUUUUCUUUCCUCAAAUAUCAUUGAUAUUCUUGGACAUGCUUACUGUUUACAGAAUGUACAGUGAGCUUAUAUCUAGUAGUAUAGCGGAAGGGGGGCCUUAUGCUUCAAGGACUUCGUUCGUGAAACUUCUGCGGUCUGUAAAGCGAGAGACUCUCAAGCUAAUAGAAACCUUUUUAGACAAGGCUGAGGAGCAGCCCCAUAUAGGAAAGCAGUUUGUCCCACCAAUGAUGGAUCCUGUCCUUGGUGACUAUGCAAGAAAUUUGCCUGAUGCGAGGGAGUCAGAAGUCUUAUCGCUAUUUGCCACAAUAAUAAAUAAAUAUAAAGCUGUAAUGAUGGAGGACGUACCUCGGAUAUUCGAAGCUGUUUUUCAGUGCACUCUUGAGAUGAUCACCAAGAACUUUGAAGAUUACCCCGAGCAUCGCCUCAAGUUCUUUUCUCUAUUACGAGCAAUUGCUACGCAUUGUUUUCAAGCUUUAUAUCAAUUAUCAAGUCAGCAAUUGAAGCUUGUCAUGGACUCUGUCAUCUGGGCUUUUCGUCAUACUGAAAGGAAUAUUGCAGAGACUGGUCUUAUUCUUUUGUUGGAGAUGCUCAAGAAUUUCCAGGCUUCAGGUUUCUGUAAUCAGUUCCACAGGACCUACUUUUUAACAAUCGAGCAAGAGAUCUUUGCUGUUUUGACAGACACCUUUCACAAGCCAGGUUUCAAGCUGCAUGUUUUAAUUCUGCAGCAUCUGUUUUGUCUGGUCGACUCUGGUUCGUUAACUGAGCCCUUGUGGGAUGCUUCCACUGUAUCUUUCCCUUACCCGAAUAAUAUGGUGUUUGUUCGUGAUUACACCAUAAAACUUCUAGGAUCAUCAUUCCCAAAUAUGACUUUAGCAGAGGUGACACAAUUUGUUGAUGGGAUCUUUACAUCAAGAAGUGAUCUCCCGGCUUUCAAGAAUCACAUUAGAGAUUUUCUUGUACAGUCCAAAGAAUUUUCAGCUCAGGACAAUAAAGAUCUUUAUGCAGAGGAGGCAGCAGCCCAAAAAGAAAGGGAACGCCAAAGGAUGCUGUCCAUUCCAGGCCUUAUUGCCCCGAACGAACUGCAGGAUGAGAUGGUUGAUUCUUAGUGUUUGUGUUCAAGCAUCAAUCUGACAACCCCUAAUUUCAGAAGAAUAUCGUUUUGCCCUUAUCUUCUAAUUCUACAGGGUGCUUCACAUCUCCUAUGGUGUUAAUGCGGAAUUUAUCGCUAGAGUGCCUAGCUUUAUCUUAGAUUUUUUUUCCUUCUUUCCCCUCUGUUUUUUUUUAGUUUAGUCAUUUUUUGCUGAAUUUGAUGGGGGGAAAAUUUCGGGGAAGAUGUUAGAAACCUUUGCUGUUUCAGGAAGCUGUUUUGGACUGCUUGUGAUACUUGCUAGCGAUUUCUUAUGUCUAGUUGAAGCAGCAGCAGUUUCUUGUAGCAGCUAGGACUCAAAUAUUUAACCCUGGAUGCAGAGAUAUUUGGCAACAUUUUGAUCAGCCAUCAGCUGUGUAGUAUAGGAUUGUUUGUGUUCUAUAUACCAUCCCCUUUCCCAAAGAAAUAGAAUUUGACAGGAUCCUAUGUACUUCAUUUGCUUGUUAAAUAUUUGUGUAUUCUAAGUUGUAUUAUGUAUUUUUUUUUAAACUGAUGAUACUGUUGAAAUGGUGUUUUUGCUUGUAAUCCCUUGCUGUUUAUGCAUAUUUAAGAAGGUUCGUAGUUAUGCUUC
Messenger RNA from Asparagus officinalis (garden asparagus), 4053 nucleotides. RefSeq names its product protein EXPORTIN 1A. The transcript has 32 exons. Gene Ontology annotation, molecular function: small GTPase binding; nuclear export signal receptor activity. Gene Ontology annotation, cellular component: cytoplasm; nucleus. The record is from RefSeq and is a predicted model, not a curated record. The coding region runs from base 214 to 3441 and encodes 1075 amino acids. Gene Ontology annotation, biological process: protein export from nucleus; ribosomal large subunit export from nucleus; ribosomal small subunit export from nucleus. NCBI's taxonomy places the organism in Eukaryota, Viridiplantae, Streptophyta, Magnoliopsida, Asparagales, Asparagaceae.